AUGCAGGUGGCGGCGUAUGUCAACGGCAUCCUGGCUGCUCAAGGGGGGGCAGGCCAAGCAGCGCCCGUCCAUGCCGCUGUGCUUGGGCUGUGUGGGCUGAGUCCCGGGACCAAGCACUUCUCCAACGGCUUUUCCAUAGCGCUCCCACGCCUGCCCACCGGCGUGCACGAGCUGCGUGUGCUGGCGUCGCUAGACAACUCCACUUGGCAGGAGGCCAACGCCAGCCCCAUGCUGUUUGAGGAGAGCACGGCGCACCCGGAUGCCAAGGCCGCGCUGGCCAGGAAGGAUGCCAUCAUCCUGCAGCGAAAUGCGCAGCUGGCGGCGCUCUGGGCGGAGCGCGCCGAGAUGGGCCCCUGGCAGGACAGGCCGCGCGGCAAGGGCCCCGAAGGGGUGGCGUCGGCGGUGGAGAAGCCGGGCAAUGCUACCAACCUAGUCGUCAUCGCCGUCAACACGGGGCUGGGAUCGCGGGAUCGUCGGGACAUCCUGCGCCGCACCUGGUUCCCCAAGGGUACUGAGCUGGCCGCCUGGGAGGCCAGGGGCGUGAUGGUCCGCUUCGUGGUGGGCACCUCCGUCCAGGCCAACGACCCGCUGGCCGAGGCGAUGCGCACCGAGGCCCGCGAGUUUGGCGACGUGGUGGAGAUGCCCGAAGUCAUCGACACCUACGGCGACCUCUCGCUGAAGACGCAGCACCUGUUCACCACGAUGCUAUCGCUUUGGGACGCCGAUUUUUAUUUCAAGGUCGACGAUGACGUGGCGCUGAACCUGGAGGCCUUAUCUGACUACCUGACGGCCCGCAGGAUGAAGAAGAACCUCUACCUGGGAUGCAUGAAGUCUGGUCAGGUGCUGACAGACAGCAAGUGGAAGUGGUAUGAGCCGGAACACUGGCGGUUUGGAGACGCCCUGGGACCCCACGGCAUCAACUACAUGCGGCACGCCACAGGUCAAGCAUAUGGGCUGUCCCGGCCCGUGGCGCAGUACAUAGCCAGGAACGCGCACAUCCUGCACCGCUAUGCGAACGAGGACGUGUCGGUGGGGGCCUGGAUGCUGGGCCUGGAGGUUGAGCUGGUGCACGACCUGCUGCUGUGCUGCAGCAGCGCCGCACAGUGCCGGGAGCAGACCACGCCAGAGAAGCGGUGUCUGGUGUUCUCCGAGGUCACCUGCGCGGGGAUCUGCCAGGCCGAGACCAGGCUGGAGCCUAUCUGGAAGAGCUGCUUGGAGAAGCCGUAUGAGGCCGUCACCCUGGCUACCUUUGACCAGACCGAGACCAGCACUGCCUGA
This is a messenger RNA of Auxenochlorella protothecoides, 1278 nucleotides long. Its product is annotated as putative beta-1,3-galactosyltransferase 2. The record is from RefSeq and is a predicted model, not a curated record. Gene Ontology annotation, molecular function: hexosyltransferase activity. Gene Ontology annotation, cellular component: Golgi membrane. Lineage: Eukaryota; Viridiplantae; Chlorophyta; Trebouxiophyceae; Chlorellales; Chlorellaceae. The coding region runs from base 1 to 1278 and encodes 425 amino acids. The transcript is spliced from 6 exons.